GCUCCCUCUCCCCCUUUCACUUUCUCCCAAUAGCACCCCCCUCUUGCCUCAUUUGACACCAAAAUGGCGAACUCAGCAUCCGGAAUGGCAGUUAACGAUGAAUGCAAGAUGCGAUUCUUGGAACUAAAGGCCAAAAGAAGCUACAGGUUCAUCGUUUUCAAAAUAGAAGAGAACAUUCAACAGGUCAUGGUUGAAAAACUCGGUGGACCUAAAGAAAAAUACGACGACUUCAGUGCUUGUUUGCCUCAUAACGAGUGUCGUUACGCUGUCUUUGAUUUCGACUUCACUACCGACGAAAAUGUCCAGAAAAGCAAAAUCUUCUUCAUUGCAUGGUCUCCUGAUACAUCAAGGGUGAGGAGCAAAAUGUUAUAUGCGAGCUCUAAAGAUAGAUUCAGAAGAGAGUUGGAUGGUGUUCAAGUUGAAUUGCAAGCAACCGAUGCAAGUGAAAUGAGUAUUGAUAUUGUCAAAGAGCGAGCUUUCUAAACUCUUCUUUUUUUUUUAUCAUCGUUUAAUCUUUCUGCACUUUGCUUUGGGGAGCCUUUUUUUUCCUCAAUUGCCAUAAAAUGGUAAAUUUAAUUAGUAAAUUUGGGUGUCAAAUGAGGGGAUUUGAAAUAUAUAUUAAAAUAUAUAAUUUUUGCUUCUUA
Messenger RNA from Gossypium raimondii (Peruvian cotton), 644 nucleotides. RefSeq names its product actin-depolymerizing factor. Gene Ontology annotation, molecular function: actin filament binding. Gene Ontology annotation, cellular component: actin cytoskeleton; cytoplasm. NCBI's taxonomy places the organism in Eukaryota, Viridiplantae, Streptophyta, Magnoliopsida, Malvales, Malvaceae. The record is from RefSeq and is a predicted model, not a curated record. Gene Ontology annotation, biological process: actin filament depolymerization. The transcript has 3 exons. Bases 64 to 483 code for a protein of 139 amino acids.